CCAAUCGAUAUCAGUUCCUAGUGUUCGCUUACUAAGUCGCACACACAAAUUCUCCUUUCUUAAAUUAAAUUAAAUUGCACAAUUCGAAAAAAUUAUCGCGAGUCUUUGAUUGAAAAAAAUUUUAUCCUCGAAAAACUAAACGAUUUAAAAACUUCUUCAACUCCUACUUGUGUAUCAACUGCAAAAACAAAGUAACAAAAUGGCCAAAUUCCAAAUUGUCGUACUGUGCGCCGUGCUCGCCUUCAUCGCCUGCAUUGCCAGCACCGAAGCUGAACCACAACAACGUGGCCAACGCGUUUAUUACCGUCCGGCAGCGGCGCGCUACCAACGUCCACGUACUCGCUAUCUGGCGCGUCAAGAGGAAGCCGACGCCGCACCCGAGGCACCAGCAGUUACGCCAUAUCCAUCUGCUGAUGAGCUGAAACCAGCUGUGCCCUUCGAUGAAGGCGCGCCCGCCACCAACAUUCCCGACGAGGUCUACGGCCCACCAGAGGCCAACCAGCCCGAUGAGGUAUACGGUCCACCAGAGGUCUCCGGCAACGAUUUGCCCGCCGAUGGCGACCUCGCGCCUGUCGACGAUGUGCCCGCUGCCGACCCAGCUGCCGAAAGUUUCCCCGCUCCUUUGGACGAGCAACAGGCGCGCCUGGUCGCUGCUCGUCGCGCCGCUGCGCUGCGCCAGCGUCAACGCAAAGCGGCUGCUUACCGUCAAGCCUUGGCUGCCCGCGCUGCCGCGCGCCCCCUGAAAUACACGGCUGUUGCCCAGCGCCGCCAUUGAGUUGCAGGUAUGACGCACGAGUGUGAGUGCUGCAGAAGCGCUGCAGAAAGUUGUAAAUUUUUGGAAAAAUAGAAAAAUUUUACAAACCUUUUAUGCUGCAUUAAAAAAAACAACAACAAGAAAAAAAUUAAAGUGUGCUACCACUGUAAUAAACUAGUAUGUAUGUAUGUAUGUGUGUAAUAUAAGCUAAAGCUGCGCGUGAAGCGCGGCGCACCAAAAAAUAGAUAGAAGGAAUCUACAAACAAGGACCACCACCCAGGCGAUAUAACGAUGACAUCACAAGAUUUUUAACAUUUAAUGUACUUGUAAUUUUAACCCUGUAAACUGUACUGAAAAUAAAAGUUUUCUUGCAAAAAAA
Molecule: messenger RNA, 1133 nt
Organism: Bactrocera latifrons
Lineage: Eukaryota; Metazoa; Arthropoda; Insecta; Diptera; Tephritidae
Exons: 1
Coding region: 200-775 (191 amino acids)
Source: RefSeq, a predicted model, not a curated record